Messenger RNA from Aplysia californica (California sea hare), 1586 nucleotides. RefSeq lists its product as uncharacterized. NCBI's taxonomy places the organism in Eukaryota, Metazoa, Mollusca, Gastropoda, Aplysiida, Aplysiidae. The record is from RefSeq and is a predicted model, not a curated record.
CUUUGAUUAUUUUGACGAGAGCCUGAUUCCACCCCGCUGCCUCACAUAUUAUGUUUUUGUGGAAAAUAGCGAGUCUUGAAGGAAAGUUAUUGUGUUUACAUUUCAAUACUGUCUUGAAUGACAAUUAUUGUGUGGAAAUCUUGACAGAGUCUAAGACACUUUGAUUGUCUUAGACAGGUGCACGUCUUAGACAGUCUCAUUAUAAUUUAUUUUUUUAUAACGCAUGGGGGAGGGGGGGGUGGUUAAGAAGUGUUUGUUUGUACAGGUGAUUAUCUUGGACAGGUGGUCGUUAAAGCAGGCUGGAUUGUGUGUUCUGAAGGACAAAACUUAAGUCACGUUGUCGCAUUGGGUUCACACACAUCCUGCCUUUUGUUGAGAGCGGAAAGAGACCCGGGAUGUGCAGACCACUUGAAUCGGACAGAUCCAGUAUUUGUACAUGCACGUCGUCGGUACCCCCGGCCCAUACAGCAGUGACGGCCGCGUUAUCCCUGCUGCUGUCAUGUGUGCUCAUGUGGAUCCUGGCCUGCACCUCCCAUUUCUGGGCUCGGGACGGCCUGUUUUCUGUGGGUUUGUUCGCGACUUGUGUUGACGAACAGUGCUUCCCGACGGACAAGGACAAAGGUAUUGUAAUGACGGCCGCCAUCAUCCAAUUCAAACUUGGCCUUGACCCAGAGCACAUGGGUUCCGUGGGUCCCAGCUGGUACAUGGCUCUCACCUGCGCUCUCCUUGCCCUGGCCAGCGGCGUAUGCCUGGCUUAUGCCGUCAGACACUGGGACCUGGGCACACCCUGCAACCUGACCUAUGCUGCCCUGCUAGAUGAGAACGAGGUGGGGGAGGUGGGGGAGGUGUGAGAAGGUGUGGGACAGCGGUCUGCCGCUGCUGAACUUGAUUGAGGUUGUGGUCAUCUCAUCACUCAGUGGUCACUUCAUCACUCAGUGGUCAUCUCAUCACUAAGUGGUCAUCUCAUCACUCAAUGGUCAUCUCAUCACUCAGUGGUCAUCUCAUCACCCCGUUUGCCUUACAAUCUAGGGAUUACCCUGUGAUCAUCAAUUAAUAACCCUGUGGUCAUUUCACCACUCUGUGACCGAUGUCUUGUGAUCAUUUCACCACUCUGUGACCGAUGUCUUGUGAUCAUUUCAUCACUCUGUGACCGAUGUCUUGUGGUCAUUUCAUCACUCUGUGACCGAUGCCUGGUGAUCACUUCACCUUUCAGUGGUCAUUUCAUCACCCCGUUUACCUUACAAUCUGGGAAUUGUGGUAAUUAAUUAAUAACCCUGUAGUAAUUUUAUCACUCAUUGAUCAUUACUUUGUGGUCAUUUCAUUAUAUAAUAAUCAUCACCUUGCUGUAAUGUCCUCCCCCAAUGGCCAUCACCCUGUGGUAUUCACUCCGUGAUCCUCAACCUGUUGUCAUCUCAUCAUCCAUAUACCACCAAGACAGACGUAUAGACAAAUAGAUGGGCAUGCAGGCAAGAAAAUCGAUAGACAGUUCAAUAGACAGAUGGAGUGACUGUCGUGCGUAAAGAGUAGACAACAAAAGAGAGGCAGAUAAAGAAAAAAAUGAGGUUAGAAACAGAGAGUCAGAGAGA